This is a messenger RNA of Fomitopsis serialis, 831 nucleotides long. Its product is annotated as general stress protein 39. NCBI's taxonomy places the organism in Eukaryota, Fungi, Basidiomycota, Agaricomycetes, Polyporales, Fomitopsidaceae. The record is from RefSeq and is a predicted model, not a curated record. The coding region runs from base 1 to 831 and encodes 276 amino acids. Gene Ontology annotation, molecular function: oxidoreductase activity. The transcript has 4 exons.
AUGGCCCACGAAGGAACAACUCUAAAGCAGAAGGUUCCAGCGCAGGAGCAGGACCUACCCGGCCUCCAGAAAGCCAUGUCGCCCGAGCCGUUCGACACCUCGCUCGAGACUGGUUCUGGGCCAAACCAUACACCGGAGUGGCAAGCUGCGCGGAAAGAAGGCACUCAUUACCGGCGGAGAGUAGUCUCUAACGUUCAGCCUCAUGGACAAAGUCGUUUGACUCGAUCCUCUUCGCGCGUGAGGGGCGACGUGACGAUCGUACACCUGCCCUCGGAGCAGAAGGACGCAGACGACACCGUCGCCGCGAUCCAGCGCGAGGGGCGGCGCGCGCUCUCCGUCGCGUUCGACCUCGAGGACUUCCGCGGCGCGCACAUCAUCGAGCCCGACUUCGCGAGCAUCGACCUCGACUCCGUCGAGAGCACGUUCCGCAGCAACAUCCUGCAGAUGUUCGCGGUCACGAAGUUCGCGCUCCCGCAUUUGGAGCGGGGGAGCAGCAUCAUCAACACGACGAGCGUGACGACGUUCCGCGGCUCGCCGACCAUGGUCGACUACGUCUCGACGAAGGGCGCCAUCGUCGGCUUCACGCGUUCACUCGCGAAACAACUCGAGCCCAAGGGCAUCCGCGUCAACGCGGUCGCACCCGGCCCCGUGCACACACCCUUGCAGCCCGCGUCGCGCUCAGCAGAGCAAAUGGAGGGCUUCGGCGAGAAGAGCAGCAUCGGGCGCGUCGGCCAGCCCAGCGAGAUCGCGCCGACGUACGUCUUCCUCGCAUCCGCCGAGGCGGAGCUGUACUACGGCCAAAUCAUGCAUCCGUACCCGUUGGGCGACUAG